Molecule: messenger RNA, 1731 nt
Organism: Cyprinodon variegatus (sheepshead minnow)
Lineage: Eukaryota; Metazoa; Chordata; Actinopteri; Cyprinodontiformes; Cyprinodontidae
Gene: chrnb1l
Product: acetylcholine receptor subunit beta-like
Exons: 9
Biological process (GO): regulation of membrane potential; nervous system process; monoatomic ion transmembrane transport
Cellular component (GO): neuron projection; synapse; postsynaptic membrane
Molecular function (GO): acetylcholine-gated monoatomic cation-selective channel activity; transmembrane signaling receptor activity
Source: RefSeq, a predicted model, not a curated record
AGGCAGGGAGGCCGACCACAGAACCCUUACAAGGACCACAAAUGGCCCCCAGGCCACACUUUCAACCAAUAAUUAUAGGAUGUAAGCAAUUCAGAUUAGCAACAGUUCUGAAUUGCUCUAGAGAUUAUCAAUUCUUCACCUGUCUCUUGAGAAAGACCUCCUCUAAGUCAACUGAUUCUCCCCCCUAAAAAUAUUUCCUCUGUCAUAACCCCAUCCCUUUACUUCCUCCACCGUCAACCCGUCCCCUAACCUCAGAUUGGUGAGCACCAACAGGUGUCCGCAGGCCUCCCACAACAAACACAUUCCACCCAUUCGUGACUCCCAACAUUGGCACCUAAUCAGGCUGUGCUUUCACCCAGAGAGCCAUGACCACAAAAGUAGGAAGGGGCAGGAGAGAGAAGAGCUGGAUAGACAGUGUGCCACUGGAGGAGCGAGCUGUACGAGAUAAGCUGGACUCAGGCGCAGGAACUCAGAAGUUAGAAGGACUGCAGUCUUUUACAAGGAUGUAAUGUCUGCCAUCAUGGGACAGAUGAGGAUGUUUAACAUUGACACGUUCCUCGUCAUUUGUGGCGUUCUUUGUUUCACCUGCACAGGAGCUUCUGAGACAGAGCGGAGACUCCAUCAGAAGUUGUUCCAGGACUACAAUGUGAAAGUCAGACCGGCUCGUCACUGGAAGGACAGGGUGAUGGUGCGAGUGGGGAUGACGCUUUCCCAGCUCAUUGGCUUGAAUGAAAAGAACAGCGAGAUGACAACAAACGUGUUCAUGAAUCUGAAUUGGACAGACUACAGGCUGUCAUGGAACCCGGAGGAGUACGAUAACAUUGCAGUUUUGAGAAUUCCUCCCCAGAAGGUGUGGCGUCCUGACAUCUACCUGAUAAACAAUCACGAUGGGCAGUUCGAUGUGGCUCUGUACGUUAACGUCUUGGUUUACAGUAAUGGUAUGGUCAUUUGGUUGCCUCCUGCCAUCUACCGCAGUUCCUGCUCCAUUGAGGUGGCAUAUUUCCCAUUCGACUGGCAAAACUGCAGUAUGGUUUUCCGCUCGUACACCUAUGACGCCUCAGAAGUUGACUUGCAGUUCUAUCUUGAUGAAAGUGGGGCAGAUAUCCAGGAGAUUGUCAUCGAUAAGAAUGCUUUCACAGAGAAUGGAGAGUGGGCCAUCCGUCACAAACCAAGCAGAAAGAAUGUUGGGGAUGACCUGUAUGAAGACAUCACCUUCUACCUCAUCAUAGAGAGGAAACCUCUCUUCUACAUCAUUAACAUCAUUGUCCCCUGCAUCCUCACCAGUGUGUUAGCUAUAUUUGUCUUCUACCUUCCUCCUGGAGCAGGGGAGAAGAUGACUCUGUCCAUUUCUGUCCUCAUCGCUCUGACGGUCUUUAUGUUGCUACUGGCCGACAGAGUCCCAGAGACCUCACUUGGCAUCCCUAUCAUCGUCAACUACGUCAUGUUCACCAUGAUCCUGGUCACUUUCUCUGUCAUCCUGAGUGUGGUGGUCCUCAACCUUCACCACCGAACGCCUAGUACCCACAUCAUGCCGAACUGGGUUAGAAAGGUCUUCAUUCACAUCCUGCCCAGAUACAUCGGUAUGAUGAGACCAAACCCAGAAGAACCCUUACUGGAGGAGGAUUCAGAGAAGGAUGACACAACGUUCCGAGGUCUAACUGUACACCAGCCUGGAGGAGAGUAUUUCUUUCGCAAGAUCAACCCUGAUCUUGUCUUACCCUGGAGAGGGAG